Molecule: messenger RNA, 1406 nt
Organism: Pocillopora verrucosa
Lineage: Eukaryota; Metazoa; Cnidaria; Anthozoa; Scleractinia; Pocilloporidae
Product: thyroxine 5-deiodinase-like
Molecular function (GO): thyroxine 5'-deiodinase activity
Source: RefSeq, a predicted model, not a curated record
AUGUAUUUUGAACUGCAAGUAUUCCAGAAGUUUCUCAUCUACUCUUCGCUUAUUCUCCUCUUCACCGUUGGACGAAUGCUAAAAAUUUUGCCAUUUUUCAAGUCGAUGAUCAGUAUCGCGAUGUGUAAAAUGACGGACACUUCCUUGCCGACAGAAAUUUACUGGGAUUCGCUAUUUACCUGGAAAAUGUUGCAGAACGUGUACUAUUGCCUACUCGCCGAUAUGGGCAAAAAGGUUAAAUUAAACAACAAAGCCUACAAUUCCCCUAUCGUUUCCAUCGAUGGCCAACGUUGUCAGAGAAUUUUAGACUUUGCAAAGGGUAGCCGACCAUUGGUGCUUAACUUCGGAAGUUCAACCUGCCCUGUUUUUAUGCAAAUGUUGAAAAGAUACCAACUGCUAAUGAAGGAGUUUCAAGAAAUGGCCGAUUUUGCUGUGAUCUAUAUUGAAGAAGCUCAUCCCGUCGAUGGCUGGGCAUUUAAGGAUAACAGUGACAUCCCGAAGCACCGUACAUUGGACGAAAGAUGCAAGGCCGCUCAAAAAAUGGCGAAAUCCUUGGAUCUUUGCAGUUGUACUGUGGCGGUAGACAGCAUGCUAAAUGCUGCCAAUAUCGCAUACGGUGCUGUUCCAAUCCGCUUAUACAUCGUGCAGAGUAAUAAAAUUGCAUACGAAGGGGGCGCAGGUCCCAUGAAUUACCGGAUGCAGGAGGUCAAGGAAUGGCUGCAACGCUUCAGAGCAAGGCAAUCAGUUUAAGAGUAGGAAACGUAAGUGCGGAUGAGCGACAAACUUCAGUUUCGGUGAAUUUGAAAGUGAAAUGAUAGUCGAUCGCGCAUCAAGUGAAGAGCGACGUAGCCGCUCUCGGAUAAUCCACAAGGAAGCAAGAAAGAGGCAUUGUCCUUGCCUAAACUUAAGCAAGGUAAUGUUUCACUGUUCAAGGGGACAAUGAGUGAAGACCAUGAAUGAUAAACUCGUCAAACGUUUAAUUUUAUCUUUCGUUUGUUUGUAAAUUGCCCACAUACUCGAGAUAAUCUCUGUGGAAACUUGAGCAAACUAUCAGAUACAUCAUCACGAAAACACUUACGAUCGACGGUAAUUGCAUUAUGUUAAUUCUGAUCCAAGAAAAACUGCAAAAUAUGACUGUAACGAUAAUACGACCCAUAUUAUCUGUCAUGUUACGGCAUCGUUCGCGUAUUUCAUGUCCGUAGAUAAGGAAAUUUUAGGAAUAACUUGUAUAAAGGACAUUUAGAAGCGGAUAAGAUCAAAUCCUAUCACAUCAUACUUCUCACUAGAGCAUCAUCAAAGUUAAUAUACUCCAAAUUAUUUUCUCGCUUAUGCUAAGCUUGUUAAAUGACUGAUACUGAUCAUUUUUAUCGAAUAAUAUUUCUGUAAGGCCCUUUAUGUAACUGCUG